AUGUCGGCGGGCGUGUGCAUCCAGAGUCCGCCUUGCGCCAGUGGACGGACCCGACGGCUCACGAGGUUGGACAAGUGCCGUCUUCAGACGGGCCGAUGCAUUUUGAGUGAGGCGGCUGCAUGUCCACGCAGCUGCAUGCCCCGUGUCGCCGUCGGGAGCCGUGGGCCACGUUGCAGUUGGUUAGGUAGUCCGUUAGCUUUCCAGACCUGGGAGCUGCUUGUGUUUCGUUUGUAUUGCUGCCGUGGCUCCCGUACAGCAGCAUGGGGAGCAAUCAAUGGGAUGAUUCCCUCUCUCGCAUUGAUAUACCAGAGAUUGAAAAUUACACGAUGCACCGCGGUGUCGCUUUCAAUACAUAAUAUCCACCGCUCACUCGGCCAAAAUCACCUGCUUUUGAACGGCACCCAAGAUGAGCCAUGCAAGGCAUCGCAGGCCAAGGUGUUGCGGCCUUGGCGGUGCCACCAGAGCUCCCUCCCGUCCUUCUUGGACGCGCCGUACCUCAGCGGCCUGCCCCACUAA
Molecule: messenger RNA, 516 nt
Organism: Purpureocillium lilacinum
Lineage: Eukaryota; Fungi; Ascomycota; Sordariomycetes; Hypocreales; Ophiocordycipitaceae
Source: RefSeq, a predicted model, not a curated record